UAUCUCCUCUUCAAGGCCCCUCUACCUCUUCACCUUCGUCUCUACGCACCCGCGCCUCUAUGACCUCACAACUUCACCUCCUCUCACUUCUGACACCUCCACCUCCCAUUUUAGAUUUCGCCCAAGGGCCGCGGCCGGCCUCAACCAGACUCCGACCCCGCUCGCACGCAAAUGUGCCACUAGUCUGCUAUGGCCUUCUUAAUGGUCUUUCACCUCGAUAGGCAAUUUCUGUAUACUCAUGUUACGGUAACGCUCGGCCCUGCUCUCCCACGAUGGCGGCCGUAGUCUCUCCGCCGCUGGCAACCGUCGUGCCCGCUCAGCUAGGCUUCCUAGCAAUCUUCAAUCCCUCUCUAGGCACGACCGACGAGACCAUCGACGAUCAAAUUGUUUAUUAUACCUCCGCCAAUGCCCAGUCUAAGAGACGACGACAUCGACCCCGCGGCAAGCCCACCGAUAGCAUCUCGCAGGAUGAGCGGAACGAACGGUUGAGGCAGAUCGGCCUGGCCCAGGGUAUGGUCGAGUUUAGUCGUGGCUUUUCUGGUAACAAGGCUAUAGACGCCAUAGAGACGGAGAAGACCCGCGUCGUCCUGCACGAGCUCGAGCCUGGCUGGUGGAUUCUAGCCUCUAUCGACCUGACCAAGAUACCUCUGCCACCGAGGCUCGGAGUCUCCUCCCCAGACCAGAGGGACGACCCAUCCAAACAUGUAGAAUACUCGUCUCGAGAGAUCAAACCCGCCGCAUUGCUCAUGCAAGACCUCCUGCGCGCCCAUUCCAUCUUCCUACUCCAUCAUUCAUCGUCCCUCAGCGCGCUAUUCGUCCGAUCGAAGCGGUCCAAAUUUGUCAGCAUACUGAGCCGCUACUGGGAUCUCUUCCUGUCCACAUGGGACGUCAUGCUGCAUGGCAACCCUGCCACCAACAUCUUUGGCGGUAUCAAAAUUGCUGCUUGCGGCGAGCUCGGCGUCGGCGUCGGCGAGGAGGAACGCGGGAGCGGCGAGCGAGAGGUCCUCGAAGGGUUCGUCGAUAGGGUUGACGGCUUGGUUGACCUGGUCGUUUCUAAAUUCGGUCCUUCAGAGUCGGGAACAGACGAUGGCCUCGCAAGAGACCCUAAUGCGGUUGAAGAGCCCGCUUCGAAGUGGCUUGGCACCGGCGAAGAACCCGGGGCAGAAGACGGCGCGAUCUUUUUGGGGGUUGGGGCUCUGUCAAGAAAAUCACUACGUGACAUCACGAACUGGAUGGAGGAUAUUUAUACAUGGGGCGAGGAAGCCUACGGCGUCAGGGACAGCCCGUCUUCGAUACGUCAAGCGAGGAAGCCUAAGAAGCCUCCCUCGGAAGCUACGAAGGGUAAUGAGGAAAAUGUCGUGAAAACACUUGAGGACGACUCGACCAGUCCAAAGCGGCCAGCCGCGCAAAGUCCGUCCGCGACCCUCGACAGGUCGGCAGCGGCUUCGCCAAAAAGCCCCGACGAGCCAGCGGACGAAGGCAGUGUUAAUAGGUUUAUGAGCUACCUGACGAUGGGCUACGGCACCCACUGGACGCUAAGCAAUUCCGCCGGCACCGAAGAUACUGGCAAAAACGGAACGACGCCCGGGGGACUCCCCGGCAGAUCCCAAGGCACCCUGAGAAUGCGUAGCUCUGACCCCGGUCAUUACCUUAUCGGUCUACUGGGGGACGUCGAGGAGGCCGGUGCUGUCGACCGUGAGGAAGAAAUGGAGCGGUCCGACGCCUCGUCCGAGGACGUGGGGUACAAUUCGAGAAUCGUGCUUCGCACUCUGAUCGUGGAGAUGGAGGAUUUGGGUCUUCCCGAAGCCGAGGUCACCCGAGAUCUUGGAAUCCAGGAUAACAAGGAAUCGACGGCGAGGCCUAGUGGUGGCCCCCCAAACUCAACGGAUCACUUCGAGAGCCAAGACCGUAACAAAGUGCAGAAGGUGCGCGUGGUGGUAUACGUCAACAAACCGUUAAUCUAUACUUUCCUCUUCCGAAACGGGACGGAUUCGCUGGCUUGGGACGGGCUGUACAGGUCGCUGCACUACCAGCUCGCGCCCCUACGAAAGCCUCUAGUCGCCUCUACAUCCUACCGGCCGGGGAGGCCGGACCUCGCCGGCUCGACGGGUCCCCAUAUCUUCGACCUCAUCUGGGACCCAGAGGCGCUGACCGUACAUUCGACGAUCCCCAGUAUCCCCUCGCCGGGGCGAGCGGCGCUGGCACAAGCGCAGCAGCAACAGCAACAGCAGCAGAUCUGGUCCCGCGUCGAGGCGAUCAACACGCACAACCAGAUCCUCAACACGUACGUCGCGACCUUGGCGGAACCGUCGGAGCUGGAACGCACCUGCAAGACGAGCCGCGGCUGGUGGGUAGUCUGGACGCGUGUGCUCGACAAGGCGGACAAGGAGGCCCCGCAGCCGCCACCCCUCGCCCCCGCGCAGGCAUCCGACGCAGGCUCUUCCCGGCCCUCCUCGUCUCUAUCCUCGCCGCCCUCUCGCCCCCGCUCGCGCGGUCGCGGGGCCGCGUCGGCGCCGCCGCGGAAGAGGGUCGGCAAGGAAAUCUUCCUUAUACGCCGGGCGGGCGAGCACUCGCGGCUGCGGGCGCUCAGCGGGUCCUUCGGCGACGGAGCGGGCGCGGGGUCGGGUACAAGUGGGUGGACGGACGGCGCGAGCCGGCUCGCCCAGGGCAUCGGCGUGGAUACGAGGAAGUACGUCGAAGGGCUGCUGAGCUUGAGUCGGUGAGGGAGGAGGAGCCCUCCUGCUGAGGAUUUGUUCUUGGCAUGUCUAACCUCGGGCGAUAGAGGAGCGGGUGUAGGCUCGACGUGCCGGGUAUACGGAGCUGAGGCUGCGUGCAAGAUUAAAAAGAGCGUUAUAUACAUAGAGGUGGUGUAAAAGCAGUCGACGGUCUUCGAAAGGAGUUGGUUUCGGUGCGUGGCGCGGUGGUUUGCCUACGGCUGGGAUAAGACGAUAGU
Durotheca rogersii is the source of this 2953-nucleotide messenger RNA. RefSeq lists its product as uncharacterized. The transcript is spliced from 2 exons. NCBI's taxonomy places the organism in Eukaryota, Fungi, Ascomycota, Sordariomycetes, Xylariales, Xylariaceae. The coding region runs from base 273 to 2723 and encodes 816 amino acids. Gene Ontology annotation, cellular component: Mon1-Ccz1 complex; intracellular membrane-bounded organelle. The record is from RefSeq and is a predicted model, not a curated record. Gene Ontology annotation, biological process: vesicle-mediated transport.